CCGUUCGGCAGCAGCGGCGGCGCGGGGUGAAAGGGCGGCGGCGGCGGCGGCGACGGCGGGUCGUGGAGGCCGUGGGCGCUGACACCGACACCGGUCCCGGCCCGCGAGGAGAAGUGCGAUGGCGGACAACGAGGACCAGACGAUGGAGCUCGAAGUUCUGCGCUCCAUUUAUGAAGGAGACGAAUGUUUUAAAGAACUUAGUCCAACAUCUUUUCAAUAUCGGAUAGGUGACCAUGAUGACCCUAAGGCCUUCCUACUUGAAAUAUCAUGGCCUGAAAUGUACCCAGAACUGCCCCCAAACAUAUCGCUGAAUGCCUUCUUCAACAAUGGCAUUGCCACGUCAGUGAAGCAAAAUAUAAUAGCCAUGCUGCAGGAGCAGGUUGAAGCAAACCUCGGGACUGCUAUGAUGUACACGCUGUUUGAAUGGGCUAAAGACAACCAGCAACAACUCAUGGAAAACCACCGGCUAGUAGUCAACACAAUGACUACGUCAACGAAUGAAGAUUCUGUACCUUCAAAUAUUCCAUCGUCCAAGAAGAAAGAGAAAAAAGAACAACUAACAAAGUCUCAAAAGAAAAAGUUGGCUGAUAAGACAGAUCACCAGGGGGAGCUGCCGCGAGGCUGGAAUUGGGUGGAUGUCGUGAAGCAUUUGAGCAAAACCGGCUGCAAGGACGAGGAGUGACCCGAGUUUAUGGAUUAGCGUGAACUUGUAGAUUAUCAGAUUUUUAUUGCGCUACAGUGCGUCUGUUUCCUGUGUUUCUGUGGAGCAUCUCUAUGGUAAAAUAACAGCACCUUUUGAUAUGAACUUAUUGUUUCUUUUAACUCCUGCAAGCCACCUGCACAUUACCACGGUAUUACAGUGCACUAAACAUGUCAUCUCAAUCAAUCUGUCUAUUUAAAAAUCAAAUUUAAAAAAAGAAUAAUAAUACCUGCGGACUUGGCCGCACGGUAACGGUUUGCUGAAGGGCAUAAAUACUUAGUGAAGUUUAUCUCAGUUUUUAACUAUUGUUCACUGAGCCAACAUUUUCCCAAACAGCAUGGUAACAAUAGUGAACCAUCUACAAUCACGCUGUUCUGUAAGUUCAAUGAAGACAGCAUCAUGUAUGGACUAAAUAAGCCAGGAACAUUCACGUUUCCUGGAAAUCCUCAAGGUUUUAAUAAAGCUUUAAAUAUUUUUUA
Molecule: messenger RNA, 1179 nt
Organism: Amblyraja radiata (thorny skate)
Lineage: Eukaryota; Metazoa; Chordata; Chondrichthyes; Rajiformes; Rajidae
Gene: rwdd4
Product: RWD domain containing 4
Exons: 8
Coding region: 119-682 (187 amino acids)
Molecular function (GO): protein binding
Source: RefSeq, a predicted model, not a curated record